Messenger RNA from Myripristis murdjan (pinecone soldierfish), 9608 nucleotides. It is a transcript of the gene cacna1db, whose product is annotated as calcium channel, voltage-dependent, L type, alpha 1D subunit, b. Gene Ontology annotation, cellular component: membrane; voltage-gated calcium channel complex. Gene Ontology annotation, biological process: calcium ion import across plasma membrane. Bases 99 to 6776 code for a protein of 2225 amino acids. NCBI's taxonomy places the organism in Eukaryota, Metazoa, Chordata, Actinopteri, Holocentriformes, Holocentridae. The transcript has 48 exons. Gene Ontology annotation, molecular function: high voltage-gated calcium channel activity. The record is from RefSeq and is a predicted model, not a curated record.
UUCCAGCAGAGCUCCGACAACUCAUUUCCUCUCGAUUCGCCGCGGAAUGAGGGCAGAAAACGGCGCUAUGAGGCCCGAGAGGAGAGCCAGGUGACAGAAUGCCGUUCAUUAUAAGGGGAAGACCCCUGAGGGGGGCCCAGUAUGCCAGCAACAAGAAAGCUGCUCCUGCUGGUGAUGCCUCGGCGCCCUGGUCAGAAUGCCACAACCGCCUGCACCAGAUCCACCAAUCAGAACCCUCACAGGCCCCAGCCAGCACCGGCAAACCUGUCGGGCCUGCUUUCGGCCUCAUUGGGCCCAACAGCGGUCAGGGUCCCGGCAGCACCGGCGGUACCGUCGUCAGCCCGGUUCUUGCCUGGCACGCUGCCAUCAACGCUGCCCGCCAAGCCCAGGGCGACGCUGACAAGCCCAGUAUGAGCGCGCGGCAGUCGAUCUCCACCGGAGGAGGGGCGCCCGCGGGCUCGCUGUCGCACCGGAAGAGGCAGCAGUACGCCAAGAGCAAGAAGCAGGGAGGGUCAACCAACAGCAGGCCGCCCAGAGCUCUGUUCUGCCUCACCCUCAACAACCCCAUCCGCAGGGCCUGCAUCAGCCUGGUGGAAUGGAAACCAUUUGAUAUCUUUAUACUGCUGUCUAUAUUUGCCAACUGUGUGGCCUUAGCCAUCUACAUCCCCUUCCCUGGAGACGACUCCAACUCUACCAACCAAGAGCUGGAGACAGUAGAAUAUGCCUUCCUGAUCAUUUUCACCAUAGAGACGUUUCUGAAGAUAAUUGCCUACGGCCUGGUCAUGCAUCAAAACUCCUACGUCAGAAACGGUUGGAACAUGCUCGACUUUGUCAUCGUCAUAGUGGGGUUGUUCAGUGUGGUUCUGGAGUUGAUAACCAAAGACGCGGACUCUGGCGGCCAGUCAGGAGGCAAACCGGGGGGUUUUGACGUCAAGGCCCUCCGAGCCUUUCGAGUGCUACGACCCCUUCGCCUUGUCUCUGGAGUGCCCAGUUUACAGGUGGUUUUAAACUCCAUCAUCAAAGCCAUGGUCCCCCUGCUUCACAUUGCCCUGCUGGUCCUCUUUGUCAUCAUCAUCUACGCCAUCAUCGGCCUGGAGCUCUUCAUCGGCAAGAUGCACGCCACAUGUUACGUCAUAGCAACAGGUGCUCUGUCAGAGGAGGAGCCCACGCCGUGUGCCGUGUCGGGGCACGGCCGGCACUGCCUGCUGAACGGCACCGUGUGCAGGGAGGGGUGGCACGGCCCCAACAACGGCAUCACCAACUUCGACAACUUCCUGUUCGCCAUGCUCACCGUGUUCCAGUGCAUCACCAUGGAGGGCUGGACUGACGUUCUCUACUGGAUGAACGAUGCGAUGGGCUUCGAGCUGCCGUGGGUCUACUUUGUCAGUCUGGUCAUCUUUGGAUCCUUCUUUGUUCUUAACCUGGUUUUGGGUGUGUUGAGCGGAGAGUUCUCCAAAGAGCGAGAGAAGGCCAAGGCCCGGGGAGAUUUCCAGAAGCUGCGUGAGAAGCAGCAGCUGGAAGAAGACCUGAAGGGCUACCUGGACUGGAUCACCCAGGCCGAGGACAUCGACCCCGAGAACGACGAGGAGGGAGACGAGGAGGGCAAGCGCAACCGGGUCACGCUGGCUGACCUCACUGAGAAGAAGAAAGGAAAAUUUGGCUGGUUCACUCAGUCAACAGAAACACAGGCGAGCGUACCCACCAGUGAGACGGAGUCGGUGAACACAGACAACCACAACGGAGACGAAGACAAAUCGCCCUGCUGUGGCCCGCUGUGUCGUCAGUGGCGGCGGUGGAACCGUUUCUGCCGCAGGAAGUGCCGAGCGGCGGUGAAGUCGGUGACGUUCUAUUGGCUGGUCAUCAUCCUGGUGUUCCUCAACACGCUCACCAUCUCGUCGGAGCACUACAACCAGCCCGACUGGCUCACCGAAGUCCAGGAUGUUGCCAACAAAGUUCUCCUGGCGAUGUUCACGCUGGAGAUGCUGGUGAAGAUGUACAGCCUGGGUUUGCAGGCCUACUUUGUGUCCCUGUUCAACCGCUUCGACUGCUUCGUGGUGUGCGGCGGCAUCAUAGAGACCAUCCUGGUGGAGCUGGCCAUCAUGUCUCCACUGGGCAUCUCCGUUUUCCGCUGCGUCCGCCUCCUCAGGAUCUUCAAAGUCACACGUCACUGGGCGUCUCUCAGUAAUCUGGUGGCCUCUCUGCUCAACUCCAUGAAGUCCAUCGCCUCCCUGCUGCUCCUGCUCUUCCUCUUCAUCAUCAUCUUCUCCCUGCUCGGCAUGCAGCUCUUUGGGGGCAAGUUCAACUUUGAUGAGACCGUGACCAAGAGGAGCACCUUUGAUAACUUCCCUCAGGCCCUGCUCACUGUGUUCCAGAUCCUGACAGGUGAAGACUGGAACACCGUGAUGUAUGAUGGUAUCAUGGCGUACGGCGGCCCGGCCUCCUCUGGCAUGAUGGUCUGCAUUUACUUCAUCAUCCUUUUCAUCUGCGGAAACUACAUCCUCCUGAACGUCUUCUUGGCCAUCGCCGUCGACAACCUGGCAGAUGCAGAGAGCCUCAACACAGCGCAGAAGGAGGAAGAGGAGGCCAAGAAGAGGAAGAACAGUGCCAAGGAUGCAAUCACAGAUAAGAAGAAGGGCGAUGAGAAAGCAGAAGGCAAAGAUGGAGAGGCCAAGGUGCCGGUGGAGGACGAGCUGGACGGUGACAAAGAUCCGUAUCCCACCAUCGACUCACCAGGAGCUUGUGAUGAUGAUGAUGACGAGGACCUGCCGGAGGUCCCGUCUGGGCCCCGCCCCCAGAGACUGUCUGAGCUCACCAUCAAGGAGAAGACUCCGCCCAUUCCCGAGGGGAGCGCCUUCUUCAUCUUCAGCAGCACGAACCCGUUUCGUGUUUUCUGCCACAAGCUGAUCAACCAUCAGAUCUUCACCAACCUCAUCCUGGUCUUCAUCAUGCUCAGCUCCGUCUCUCUGGCCGCAGAGGACCCCAUACGUAACUUCUCCGCUCGCAAUAUUAUACUUGGUUAUUUUGACUAUGCUUUCACCGCAAUCUUUACUGUUGAGAUCCUGCUGAAGAUGACAGCGUUUGGAGCGUUCCUCCAUAAAGGGGCUUUCUGUAGAAACUACUUCAACCUCCUCGACCUGCUGGUUGUCGGAGUGUCUCUGGUGUCCUUCGGCAUUCAGUCUUCUGCCAUCUCGGUGGUGAAGAUCCUUCGUGUUUUGAGAGUCCUCCGUCCCCUCAGGGCCAUCAACAGAGCCAAGGGACUCAAGCACGUCGUUCAGUGUGUGUUUGUGGCCAUAAGGACCAUCGGCAACAUCAUGAUCGUCACCACGCUGCUCCAGUUCAUGUUCGCCUGCAUCGGAGUGCAGCUCUUCAAGGGGAAAUUUUAUCGCUGCACAGAUGAGGCAAAGUCCAGCCCGGAGGAAUGCAAAGGCACCUACAUUCUCUACAGCAACGGGGACACGGCGCUGCCCAUGGUGAAGGAGAGGAUCUGGUACAACAGCGACUUCAACUUCGACAACGUCCUCAUGGCCAUGAUGGCUCUCUUCACCGUCUCCACCUUCGAAGGAUGGCCGGCUCUGCUGUACAAAGCCAUCGACUCCAACAGAGAGAACAUGGGUCCCAUCUACAACUACCGCGUCGAGAUCUCCAUCUUCUUCAUCAUCUACAUCAUCAUCAUCGCCUUCUUCAUGAUGAACAUCUUUGUCGGUUUUGUGAUCGUCACCUUCCAGGAGCAAGGAGAGAAGGAAUACAAGAACUGUGAGCUGGACAAGAAUCAGCGUCAGUGUGUGGAGUAUGCACUUAAAGCCCGUCCUCUGCGGCGCUACAUCCCCAAAAACCCCUACCAGUACAAGUUCUGGUACGUGGUCAACUCCACGGGCUUCGAGUACGUCAUGUUUGUCCUCAUCAUCCUCAACACGCUCUGCCUGGCCAUACAGCACUAUGGUCAGUCCCAGCUGUUUAACUAUGCCAUGGAUAUCCUCAACAUGGUGUUCACUGGGGUUUUCACUGUGGAGAUGAUUCUCAAACUCGUCGCCUUCAAACCCAGGCACUAUUUUGCUGAUGCAUGGAACACGUUUGAUGCCUUAAUUGUUGUGGGUAGCGUGGUUGACAUUGCCAUCACUGAGAUCAAUAACACAGAGGACAGCGCUCGCAUCUCCAUCACCUUCUUCCGCCUGUUCAGAGUGAUGCGAUUGGUCAAACUCCUGAGCAGGGGGGAGGGCAUCCGCACGCUGCUGUGGACCUUCAUCAAGUCUUUCCAGGCUCUUCCCUAUGUUGCACUUCUGAUAGCCAUGCUGUUCUUCAUCUAUGCUGUAAUCGGAAUGCAGGUGUUUGGGAAAAUAGCCAUGGUGGAUGGAACGCAAAUCAAUCGCAACAACAACUUCCAAACCUUUCCACAAGCUGUCCUGAUGCUCUUCAGGUGUGCCACAGGGGAGGCCUGGCAGGAGAUCAUGCUGGCCUGUCUGCCGGGGAAGCUGUGUGACUCCGAGUCGGACUACAACCCCGGAGAGGAGAGGACCUGCGGCAGCGGCUUCGCCAUCAUCUACUUCAUCAGCUUCUACAUGCUCUGCGCCUUCCUGAUCAUCAACCUCUUUGUAGCUGUCAUCAUGGACAACUUUGACUACCUGACACGUGAUUGGUCCAUUCUGGGGCCGCAUCAUCUGGACGAGUUUAAAAGAAUCUGGUCUGAAUACGACCCUGAAGCCAAGGGCAGGAUAAAGCACCUUGAUGUGGUGACUCUGCUGAGGAGGAUCCAGCCGCCGCUGGGCUUCGGCAAACUCUGUCCCCACAGAGUGGCCUGCAAGCGUCUGGUGGCGAUGAACAUGCCGCUCAACAGCGAUGGGACAGUCAUGUUUAACGCCACGCUGUUCGCCCUGGUCCGCACCGCUCUCAAGAUAAAGACGGAGGGCAACCUGGAGCAAGCCAAUGAGGAGCUGAGAGCUGUGAUCAAGAAGAUCUGGAAGAGGACCAGCAUGAAGCUGCUGGACCAAGUGGUGCCCCCUGCAGGCGAUGACGAGGUAACGGUGGGGAAGUUCUAUGCCACCUUCCUGAUACAGGACUACUUCAGGAAGUUCAAGAAGCGCAAAGAGCAAGGUCAAUUGGGAAGGCACUCAUGGGAGGGGAUUAACACCACCAUGGCUCUGCAGGCCGGCCUGCGCACGCUGCAUGACAUAGGUCCAGAGAUCCGUCGCGUCAUAUCAUGCGACCUGCAGGAGGAGGGGCUGGUGGACGUUAACGGAGAAGAGGAAGAGGAAAUAUACAGGCGUAACGGCGGUCUGUUUGGCAACCACAUCAACCAUGUCAAUGGAGACCAGCGAGGCUCCUCCCACCCGACCACAGUCACCCAGCGGCCGCUACAGAUCCUGCCAUCCUCCUGCAGUGCCUCAGUUGAGCCCACCCUCACUGGCAGAGGAGUCAGUGACAGCGAAAGGGGAGGGGAGACGGAAAGGAACUGCUCGCCCAUCCAGUUCAGCAAUCAUUAUCACCCCCCUCACCCAUAUAACUACCCUCACUCUAAUUCCACCUAUCAUCAGUCGCCAGUGCCCUCCAAUGCCAACCUCAACAAUGCCAAUGUGCCCUCGGUGCUCUCCAUGACCAGUGGGAGACAGUGGAAGUGGUCGUUACGGCGAGAGCAGUCGAGCCCCGCCAAGAAAGGGGCGCCGGCGUCUUCAAACGCGUCCCAUCACAGCAAAGGAGAGCAUGACCGGCCUUGGAGGUCGCACUCCAUACGGACACGCUACUAUGAGGCCUACAUUAGGUCAGAAACAGGGGGCGGUCUCUACACCACCAUUCGCCGAGAGGAGCCCGGGGGCCGGGACAGUGAUGAGGAGCGGGGCUCAGGAGAAUACUACAGCGGGGAGGAGUUUCACGAGGAUGACAUCAUGCUCACGAGAGACAGGUUGUCCAAUAAUGAAUGCCAGAAGGAUCCUGAAGGAGACUUUGACUUCGAAGCCUCCAGGGGUGGCCAGGCUGAUGGUUUCUAUGACGACGACCAACAGCCCAUCUGCCAAGACAGCAGGAGGUCACCUCGGAGACUGUUCAUACCCUCACCACAAGCCUCCAGCAGACCAACCUUCAGUUUCGAGUGUCUUCGUAGACGGAGCAGCCAAGACGACGCUCCCCCUUCUCCUUCCUGCACAGCACUUCCUCUGCACCUGAUGCAGCAACAGGUAAUGGCAGUGGCAGGUUUUGAUGCCAGUAGAAUUCAUCGUUUGUCUCCAACACGGUCGCUGCGCUCCUGGGCGACACCGCCUGCUUCUCCCAUCGGCCGUGACAGCUCACCCACCUACACACCCCUGAUACAGGUGGACUGGCGUAGUCCCGGCAGUGUCAGCAGUAUCCCAGGCGCAGUGAAGAAGAGUUCCUGGUACACAGACACCCAGGACGUCACUUCCAACCGCAGCUCCUCCCCCUCCCACCUGCAGCUCCCCGCCGAGAGCCGCUCACACCUCCUGCAGAAGAGAGGCAGCGCCAACAGCCUGGUGGAGGCCGUGUUGAUUUCUGAAGGCCUGGGGAAAUACGCCAAGGACCCAAAAUUUGUGACGGCCACCAAACACGAGAUCGCAGACGCCUGCAAGAUGACCAUCGAUGAGAUGGAGAGUGCCGCCAGCAACCUGCUGAAUGGGACUAUGGGUAAUGGCGGCACGGGGGCCACAGGGAACAUCAGCCCAGACGCAAUCAGGGCCCGCAGCAUCCGCGACUACAGCGAUGAGGAGCCGGAUGUUGUGGUGAAACCCGAGGAGGACUUAACGGAUGAGAUGAUAUGCAUCACAACACUAUAGCAGUGGCUCACUUGGGAACAUUUAGGUUUUUUUUAAAAAACUGAAUUUAUUCCAUUAUUCCACAUUGGAGGGAUGUCUCUGUUACAAGUGCGCCCUGCAAUAGACAGAAAACGUAACAGAUGGAUGGAUAAGAGAACAAAAAGUGCCUUCUCUUUUUAUGGAAUGGACAGAGAGGAAAAAGACAGAUGGCGGCAUGGAUAAACCUUAUGGAUGGACGGCUGGAAGAAUAGCUGAACUGAUGGAAAGACUGAGAUAAAUUCUAUGGAUAUUGAUCACUGAGGAAUAUAAUCUACCUACCUGCCUGCCUGUCAUUUAAGACAGAUUCAGGGCAUUUUCCUUGAAAGCUGUUUUGUAUUUCCCUCAUUCAUGGUUGGCUGAUACAGCAGAUGAGCCUAAAGUGAGACCCACUGGCCAAAUUCAUCCACGUUUUUGUCCAUUCCAUCGUUCCAGUCUAAAAGUUUCUGUAUUUGGUCGGUUUUGACCUAAUUUCAUUACAUUUGACGUUUAAUGGUUUAAUAACAAUCAGCUUGAUGGUACAAGAAGCUAAUGUUUAUGUUUUUUUGUCUGCUGCCCAUUUUUCAUGUUGCAUUUUGACGUACAGAAACCCCAAGAAACAAUGUUUUCAAGAAAGGUUUAAUUUAUGGUAGUUUUUGUUCUCGUGGGAAUCUUAAGCUCGCAAACUGAGUUACAACACAGGUGAGGCAGGUGAGGACUGGCCUGCUCUGGGCUCACGGGCCGGCUCAGGUGUUUGGGGUUAAAUGUUAUUCCUCUCAGAACUUGACUUAAAAAGAGAUGGAAACCACAUAUCAGUGAAAUAAGACCUCAGGCAUAUCGCCCCAUGCACACACACACACACGCACACUGAUCUGACUCGUCCUCCCCCCCGUCCUCCCGUCUGCCUUACCCUGCACCCUGGAUACUGUAAUCCUACAUUUUGAUUGGAUUUAUGUACUGACUUUAAACACACCACACAUUUAUGAUAUUUGGUGUUGCAAUCCAGUUAUUUUUUUCCGCUGUGAUCCUCAACUUUCUUCAAACCUGUGACACACAACUAAUCACUGAAGCAGAGCAGUGGAGGUCACCGCAGCGUUACGCACUACUGCCAAGGGCUUCCGGGCCCGAAUUAAGAAAUUAUUUUAACUAAACUAACUUUGUCAUGAAGUGAAACAAGACACACUGCCACUGCUGUGAAUUUAGAUUUAAAUGUUGAUCAUAUAGCAGUUUUAGAUUACUGUGUUACAUAGACAGUGCACAUACAGCACUGUGGUACAUGAAUUCACCCCUCCAGUCUGCUUUUAUUAAACUAUUGCUUGGGAUUCAGGGUGAGUCAGGGUGGUGCAGCCACACAUGAGUAAGAUAUUUUAGUCAAGUCUGGCUCCUAUGAGUAUAGAAUACACUUCUCCUGAAUAAAAAAAAACAAUAACAUCCUGUGAUACUAUCUAACAUCUGAAACAAUAGCAGCCAAAAUUCAUCAGGCGCUGUGUUGUGUCUGGCCUGAGUCAUUAGUAAUGUUUCACCCGUACUGACUGAGCCUUUUGACUGCACUGCCACCACAGCCAGAGAGACUCCCACACUCUCAGGCCACCUGUGAUCCCAGGUGAGUCAGAUUUGGUGUUUUUCAUACGCUGAACCAGCGGUGAAUGGAUACUGGCUCAGUGUCUCCCAAGCACCUCAACAUGAUAAGUAUCUUUGCUUCACGAUUAAUCAGUGGACUAAGAUGAGUUUCAUGAUCUGUCAGCACUAAGGUUGCAAAGGUUUAGCAAAAAUGAGCUCUUCACUACCUUGUGUAUAUAUUUAAAACACCACAACAGAAAGGGAGAUAAUAUAUUUUUUGAAUUUCUUGACUUGAUAAAGAUACAUAAUUACAGCCAGGUGUACAUAGUCUUUAGUUGGGAUGAAGCGGCUGAUGUUAGGUGUUGCCUUGUUUUCUCUUUAGGAUUUUUUUUUUUUUUUUUCAAACUCUAUAGUUUGAAUAGAAUCAAUGAAAAGGUUGCUUGUGCACACAAUGUCCAAAACACCUGCUGUCUGUCAAGUGAGCAUUGAAGUGCACGUUCCAAACUCGGCUCGUACGGUUCACACACUGGAGAGAAAAACAAGAUUUCUCACCCACAAUUCUGUGUAACACAACGGUCUGCAUAGUCACUUUCCCAUGAAACUGUUUUUUGUCUGCCACUGCUACCUGGAAAAAAAACAUGUCUUCAGGUUACCUAUGGAAAAAAACAACAACUUUAUUUUACAGGCAACACUGGGCGAUGACAGGGCAAUGUUGUGGUAACUCACUGUGCUUUUUUUUUUUUUUUUCUGUGCAAUUAAAGGGCUCCUUCAAAUAAGAACCAAAUCAAGGGAUCAUCGAGUGCAUUUACAUAGGCAUUAAUAUUCCAGAUAGUGAAAUUUUCCACUUAAAACCCAAUGCUGGAAAAACACCGUUUCCUCUCUACGGUAAUGAUUAGAGAUGAAGUGAAAGGAAAAAUGAGACACGAGUGAGUAAGCUGCUUUGCAUUGUACUUCUCAUCAAUAUUCUGUUUCAUCAUUUAUACAUCUCAUCCCUUAUGGCUAACACCAUAAUAUGAGCUCACAUCUGGAAUAUUCUUUGCAUGUAAAUGGACUCAUAAAUGCUUCUCUCUAGAGGAUUCAUACAUACACCGGUUUUGGUGGCCAACAAAGCUGAUAAAUACAUUGAAUUAUGCAGUUUCUGAUCACAUGUAUAUUGUGUUCCAUGAAGACUUUAGGGACUCUCAGCGUUGAUACCUCUGUAACUAUCCAGGUGUAUUGGUAAACUUGUCAGGGAACCGUGUGGCAAAGGCUGCAUUUACACAAGAGCAAAAAAAAAAC